AUGCAGAAACGAGAACUACCCAUAACAGCACGCCAGCUGCCCCCGCCGGCAUACCAGCCAGUAGCAUUAUUUGCUUUCCUUGCUGAAAGUACAGUACAUGAAAAAUUCGUAUGCACCCUAAGCAGGGAAAUGUUUAACAAAGAAAUGGAAGAAGAGCAAAGCCGAGGUUUUAUUGUAACAAUGCAAGAGGGUAAAGAGGAAGUUGAGAAAGACAUGCCAUGGAACCACGAAAGCAAGUAA
Molecule: messenger RNA, 240 nt
Organism: Trichophyton verrucosum HKI 0517
Lineage: Eukaryota; Fungi; Ascomycota; Eurotiomycetes; Onygenales; Arthrodermataceae
Exons: 1
Coding region: 1-240 (79 amino acids)
Source: RefSeq, a predicted model, not a curated record